GCCGAUACUUCAAAAUAUAUAACAACAAAUUAUAAAGAUAUAGAUGAAAAAAAAACAGAUAUAAUUAUUUAUUCUGAUAUAGUUGAGAAGUUAAAUCAUCAAUAUAGUUCAAGUAAUAGCAAAAUAAUUGAAAUUGAUUAUAAAGAAACUACACAACAAGAUCAUGAUUCUAAAAUAGAACCAAUUCAAAAUUUCAAACAAUACUAUAUAACAGUUGAAUCAGAUAAUGAAAUUGAAACAAAUUUUGAUUCAGACGAUUUACAAAUAGAAUCUUCAACUCAACAACAAAUUAAUUAUCAGUAUUCUGAAAUUUUUAGCAAAUCAGAAUCUGAGUUAUCAGAUCUUUAUUCAGAUGACUUUGAUUAUACUCAUAAGCAAAAGAAAGAGCUAAAUAUGAAUAGUAAACGUAUUCAUGAGUCUGAAGAGCAUUUGGUUAUUGAAAAUGAUUUAUAUAUAGAUCAUGAUUCAGAUUUUAGUGAAAAUUUUGAAGAUUAUGAAUCAGAUAUUAGUGAAGAUUCUAAAUUAGCUAAAAAAGCAAAAUUGAUAAAUUAA
Dentiscutata erythropus is the source of this 552-nucleotide messenger RNA. Lineage: Eukaryota; Fungi; Glomeromycota; Glomeromycetes; Diversisporales; Gigasporaceae. The record is from the annotation of a GenBank genome assembly.